Molecule: messenger RNA, 1363 nt
Organism: Saccostrea cuccullata (small rock oyster)
Lineage: Eukaryota; Metazoa; Mollusca; Bivalvia; Ostreida; Ostreidae
Product: mitotic spindle assembly checkpoint protein MAD2A-like
Exons: 5
Coding region: 31-633 (200 amino acids)
Biological process (GO): mitotic spindle assembly checkpoint signaling
Cellular component (GO): cytoplasm; nucleoplasm; kinetochore
Source: RefSeq, a predicted model, not a curated record
AAUAACAACACAUCGGCGGGAAAAUCAACGAUGGCAGCGACUGCUACGUCGAAUGCAAUUACUCUUAGAGGCUCCACUGAUAUUGUUGCUGAAUUCUUUUCCUAUGGAAUUAACAGUAUAUUAUACCAGAGAGGGAUUUAUCCACCUGAGAGUUUUACAAGAGUACAGAAAUAUGGUCUUACCUUACUGGUCACAUCUGAUGACAUGUUAAAAAAGUAUCUAAAUACAGUCAUUUCACAAGUUAAAGAUUGGCUGUAUAAUAUGACAGUUAAGAAAUUGGUAGUCGUCAUUAAAGAUGUGGAUACAAAUGAAGUCCUAGAGAGGUGGCAGUUUGAUGUAGAGGGGGACAAAUCAGCAUUAAAAGAAAGUAAACCUCGUGAGAAGUCGGAGAAGGAAAUCAAUAGUGAGAUCAGUGCUGUUAUACGUCAGAUCACAGCCUCCGUCACAUUCCUACCUCUCCUAGAGGGAGCAUGUGCCUUUGAUUUGCUGGUGUAUACAGAUAAAGACAUUGAUGUUCCCGAGUCCUGGGGUGAAGAAGGGCCUCAGUUUAUAGCUAACUCUGAGGAAGUGAGACUGAGGUCCUUCACAACCAGUAUACACAAAGUAGAUGCCAUGGUAGCUUUUAAAAAGUAACAAAGAAAUUCUUAAUCAUACAACAGGUAAUUCUUGAGUAGUCUGAAAGUGCCAUUUUCAGAGGAAGUGCAAACUUAGUGAUGUGAUAUUUCACAGGACUAAAAAAUGGAAAGUGAAAGUGUCCAUCAUUUUUGUCAUACAGUGUGACUAAAAGAUGCUGAUCAGUUGCAUUAUGAACCUAAAGUGGCUUUAGGGUAUAACAAUGCAGAUAGAUUUAAGAGAAAGAAAGAAAAGAAAGAAAACUAUGCAAGAGAUUACAAUAUUUUAAAAACUGAAGGCUUAUCAAAUACAUUGCAUAAUUUUUAUUAUUUCAUAUGUAUACACUAGCUGGAAUGGUACCCUCUCUAUAUUUCUCUCCAUGGCUUCAUACGUUGUAAUGGGAUCAAAUUAACAUUGUUUAUUGUGGCAGCAAGACUGAAAGGUGAAUUUUAGUAGUGCAUUGAGCAGUGUACACUUGUGAAUCUCUAGAAAAAAAAUAGGAAUGUUAAGUUUAUGAAUAGGAAAAAUUGUAUGCCCUAUUUUGAAUAUUAUGGCCAGGGCAUAUAUUGUUUGCCAUGUCUAUCUUCUGCUCUUCUAUUGCACUUUGCAUUAAGCUCAAUUUCAAAGAAAGUAUUCAAGAUAUAGUUUUACUUUUAUCAAACAAAACGGUCAAAUUUUACAUUCUAAUACAUGUGUACAAUGUGACAUGUAAGGUUUUUUUUAAAAAAAAAAAACUUAGUAUGAAACUUAU